UCCAAGCUCCAGGCCAGUUUGCUCUGCACCCUGACACUUCCCGCUCACUUUCACUCGCCGCCGCAGCCUGCCCUUCCUGAAGCCGCUGACAUGUGUACAGGAAAGUGUGCUCGCUGUCUGGGGCUCUCCCUCAUCCCUCUCUCCCUGAUCUGCAUCGUGGCCAAUGCCCUCCUGCUGGUCCCUGAUGGGAAGACCACCUGGACCGACAGCAACCUCAGCUUGCAAGUCUGGCUCAUGGGUGGCUUCAUCGGAGGGGGCCUGAUGGUGCUGUGUCCAGGAAUCGCCGCAGUCCGGGCAGGGGGGAAGGGCUGCUGCGGCGCGGGUUGCUGCGGGAAUCGCUGCAGGAUGCUUCGCUCCGUCUUCUCCUCUGCCUUUGGGAUGCUUGGUGCCAUCUACUGCCUCUCCGUGUCGGGAACUGGACUCCGAAUCGGACCCAAGUGCUUAAUUAACAACAAGUGGGACUACCACUUCCAGAAACCCAGUAAAGGCUCUUACUUGCGCAAUGAUACUCUAUGGGAUUUAUGCGAGGCGCCGCCUCACGUGGUACCCUGGAACGUGACACUCUUCUCUCUGCUGGUGGUCGCCUCGAGUCUGGAAAUAGUGCUGUGUGGAAUACAGCUGGUGAAUGCCACCUUUGGCGUACUGUGUGGCGAUUGCCGGAAAAAGGGUGAAGUUCAAUGAGUUCCAUGGACCACCCAUAAUACCUCAUUUAUGGAAGGCUGAGUGGUCCUCCCACUCCCUGAUUAGCUGGAAUAAACUGCUUUUGUUGUUCGA
Messenger RNA from Peromyscus leucopus (white-footed mouse), 774 nucleotides. It is a transcript of the gene Tm4sf5, whose product is annotated as transmembrane 4 L six family member 5. The record is from RefSeq and is a predicted model, not a curated record. Bases 91 to 681 code for a protein of 196 amino acids. NCBI's taxonomy places the organism in Eukaryota, Metazoa, Chordata, Mammalia, Rodentia, Cricetidae. The transcript is spliced from 5 exons. Gene Ontology annotation, cellular component: membrane.